AUGACUUCCACCAUCGUUCCAGGCGAAGGAUUCGCCGAUUUCUUAUACUUGGGCACCUCCCUCUAUGAUACCGUGGCCACGUUGAAAUCGACCAACCACCCGAUGCAAAUUGCCUACUCGGCUAGAAAGUACCUUGAGUCACCGAUCCUCAUAACAAUCCCAACUUUGGGACUACGGCUCACGUUUCUGAGCGCACAGUGCCAGGAGCUUCAGCUUAUAGAAGUGUUGAACUUUGAUAUGGUGAAGUUUGCGUACAAUGGACAGCAAUUGAACGAGAUUCUGUUCAUUGAGGCUCCGGAGGAGAGCGGUCCAGAAACUGGGGGAAUGCGCCCAUUGCAGAAACUGGUGGAACCGCCGUCUUUAAAAGUCAUCUACAAUAAAAUAUUUGGCCCCACGCAUCCCGGGACUUUGGAUAUGGCCAAGAAGUCGUAUACGUUGAGUUACCCUGGCAUUUGUUUUAAGUUCACCAUCAAGCUGAGAGAGCUACUUAGCAAGCUUGCAGGCCUCAAAGAUGACAACCAGAUUCUCUCCAAGCUCGCGAAUUGGGACGUGGCUCCGGACAUCCCUUGUCGGGCGUUAACGAUAUUCAACGGCAAGAGCUUUGACACUUUCCUCACAAACUUGAAAGAAAACACAGCGUCCAGAACUGGCCUGUUGAGCUCCAGAGAGAAGAUUACUGUCAUGCUCAGCACACGGGAGAUCCUCAUUGAUUUCCCGGAAGUAAAUGGCACAAAGCGAGCCAGCGAGACUCUCCUAUUGGGGGUCAGCACCCAGCAAGAUGCUCUUCGAAUUCUAGGCCCCCCGGAUGCAUACUUCAACAAGUUCGAUUCACACUUGUUGAUCCACAAACAUCUCAAAAAAGAAGCCAGCUCGCCGCCAUGUGAAAGAGCUGGCGUUGUGUACAAGUUUCACAACUAUUUUCGGCUAGGCAUUGAUCUUCUCUAUAACCUUAACCCUAGCGAGAGCUCGGGUGGAGUGCUAGAGAAGAUUGUGCUCCACAAUGGCGGGAUUGUUGAAUCUAUAGAUUUCAUGCAUUGGAACAAUUGUAACUGGGAGAUUCGUUGGAACCGAGAAAGUCAAGCUAAAGUGACCUCAGCAAUGUAUUUCCACGAGUUUGACCAGGACUUCCUAGAAGCGAUCAGCACCUAUAAAACUGAGCCUGUUUUGCUCAACAGAAACGAAUCUGAGAUCACCCGCGAUGAAGACUUGGAGAUUGUGCACGUUGCUGCUAACGGCAAGCUGGACUUGUCGGGACAGGGUCUGUCAACGGAGUCGAUUGGGUCCAAGCCAUCCAAUGAGUUCAAAACGUGGGGCCAGUCCAAAUUGUACGGCUUCGACCAGAAAAAACUCACUCUCAAUCUUCGAAGCCUACAAAUACUAUUCAUUGAAAAUCUCGAUGCCACCAACAACACCUUCAGUGUGAUCGAUUUGACCAACAACGAUAUCAUUGAAUUCAGCGGGAUCCCCGAGCUGCUAGAUAAGCUAGAGACGGUUCUACUAGCAAGAAACAAUAUAUCUAAAGUGAAGAAGGUUCACAAUCAUAGCAUCACCUCACUUUCCCUAGCACACAAUAACCUUACCCGCCUAACUCAAUUGGUAGAGCUCAGGCACCUCUCGCUACAACACCUUGUUCUCAUAGGGAACAAGGUCACAAGGGAGCACACUUACCGUCUUUUUGUGGUGUGGCUCAUCCCCACGUUGAAGGUGCUCGACGGUGAAAAAGUGACACUCAAGGAAAGAAACGAGGCUAAAGAGCUUUUUGGAGAGAGUUACGAAACAGCCACGCCGGCUUUCGAUGCCACUAUAAACGGUGGGGCAUCCGUGCCGGCACCAGAACAGUCCAAGGAGGAGAGGUUGACAGAGGCCACAGUCAGCAAGCUCAGCAAGGAAGAAAAAGAAGAGCUUCUUCGACAGCUUGACGAAGCAGAGUCCUUGGAAGAAAUCCAGAAAAUUCAGGCUGCUCUCAAGGGCAAUGUGUAG
Candidozyma auris is the source of this 1980-nucleotide messenger RNA. It is a transcript of the gene LEA1, whose product is annotated as U2 snRNP complex subunit. Gene Ontology annotation, biological process: mRNA splicing, via spliceosome. Bases 1 to 1980 code for a protein of 659 amino acids. Gene Ontology annotation, cellular component: U2 snRNP. NCBI's taxonomy places the organism in Eukaryota, Fungi, Ascomycota, Pichiomycetes, Serinales, Metschnikowiaceae. The transcript is spliced from 2 exons. The record is from RefSeq and is a predicted model, not a curated record. Gene Ontology annotation, molecular function: protein binding; U2 snRNA binding.